Penaeus indicus is the source of this 896-nucleotide messenger RNA. RefSeq names its product INO80 complex subunit B-like. The record is from RefSeq and is a predicted model, not a curated record. The transcript is spliced from 6 exons. Lineage: Eukaryota; Metazoa; Arthropoda; Malacostraca; Decapoda; Penaeidae. The coding region runs from base 51 to 851 and encodes 266 amino acids. Gene Ontology annotation, cellular component: Ino80 complex. Gene Ontology annotation, biological process: chromatin remodeling.
CCAAGAAAGAGGAAGUGGAAAGAAUAAUUAAUGUAGAAGAUGUGGAGGAUAUGGACAUAUCAGUUGAUGACGUGGAUGACUCACCUUCGCAAGGACUCAAACUAAAGAUAAAAAUUCCAGAGUCUUCACCAGAGAAGCCAACCACUCCAAAAUCCUCCAAAGUCAAAUCUGAAAAGAGCAAGUCGUCUGGCACCAAAAAGAGUGGCAAAAAGAAAGAUGGCAAAGGAGAAGACGACACAGACAGUGAGGAGGAACGAUGGCUGGAUGCAAUUGAGUCAGGAAAGUUGGAAGAGGUUGAUGAUGAGCUAAAAAGAAUGAAGAACCCCAGACUGAUGACAGCAAGACAGCGAGCCAUGCUAGAGAAAAGGAGUGAUGGGACGGAUGAUGCACUUCCAGUUAUACCAGCAGAACCUCUCUUAUCUUUGCCAUCAGGUUUCAAAGAAAAGGUUGUCACAGAAGAAAUGUUGGCUAAAAAAGCAAUGAAAACACAGAAGAGAAGAGAACAGGCUCAGGAGAAGAGGGAGGAGGAUAAGAAAAAAACUGUUGAUCGCCUUCUUAAAAAACAAGAUUCUAAAAUAGCAAAAAUAAGCAGACAGAAAUUUUCCAAGAAGGAAAUUCCAGUAUAUUCUUACAUUAAUAACACGGAAAUGGUAGGACUGUCUGUACCAGUUGGCUUCCCAUUUCCGUUGGAGGCACAAUGUGAGAAAGAAAAACCAUUGGCCAUUAGGUGUGGAGCUCCAGGAUGUAGCAAGGUCAAAAAAUAUAAUUGCUCAAAGACAGGAGUACCUCUCUGUAGCCUGCAGUGUUAUAAGUUAAAUUUCAAUGCAAACAAGUCAGUCAUCGCAACCUAACUGUUAAUGCUCUGUAUUUAUUUUAUAAUAAAGUAUAUUAGAUUU